Molecule: messenger RNA, 1877 nt
Organism: Exophiala xenobiotica
Lineage: Eukaryota; Fungi; Ascomycota; Eurotiomycetes; Chaetothyriales; Herpotrichiellaceae
Exons: 2
Coding region: 1-1743 (580 amino acids)
Source: RefSeq, a predicted model, not a curated record
AUGACGUCGUCAAAUUCCUACGACCUCAUAGUCAUCGGUGGAGGGUCUUCAGGCGUCGUGUCGGCGAGAUUCUAUCUCGAUGUGCAUCCCGAGGCUAAGGUCGCCAUACUCGAAAGGGACCAUUCCGUCGGAGGAGUAUGGAGCUCAGAACGAGUAUAUCCAGGCUUCAAAUCACAGCAGAGCGCCCGGAUGGGCGGAUUUUCAGACAUGCUGUUCAGCCCUCGUCCGGACCAAAUUGACGAUUGGGAGUUCUAUAAAGCCGAAGCGAUGGCGACCUACAUGGACGAAUACGUUGACAAGCACGUCUACUCUGGCCAAACGCUGCGCGACCGAUUCAGGUUUCGGGCGGAAGUCGCUAGCCUCGAGAGGAUAACAAUUGGCUGGCGUAUCCAUUGCACCGCUCCUUCGGGGCUCCAGAGCUUCGACACUCGCAAGGUCAUUGUAGCUACGGGCUCGACCUCAGAGGCCAACCUGCCCGAUCUCCAGGGGCAGGAAACGUUCAAAGGCCCCAUCAUCCACACGGUCAACCUUGGACGGUCCAAAGUACUCGACCAGGCUGACAUUAAGUGCGUCGCAAUUGUUGGAGGAGGGAAAUCCGCGGCUGAUCAUGCUUACCAAGCCGUCAAGGCUGGCAAAGAAGUGCAUUGGAUCAUCCGCAAGUCAGGCAAAGGUCCUGGUGCCUUUACGCCAGUAGAAGUCGGGCGACCUCUCAGGAGCAUUUGGCACAACAUCUCCGAAAUAGGGUCGACACGGUUCCUUCCCAACAUGGUCUUCUUUCCGGGGUUAGCUAUCUCUUCGUGGUGGGAACGCUUCAUCUUCCAUACCAGGCUAGGUCAAUGGCUUUAUGGUAAGCUGGGAAAGUCGGUCACCCAGCGGGCCAUUGAUGCUGCACGGUACGAUGACCGUCCAGGCGCGCGACCCUCGUUUUCGAAGCUCAAGACCAAAGUGAAGGGCCUUACUCUGGAUGUUCCUCUGGGUGCAAUCUCUUAUGAAGACUUCUGGGACACUAUCGCACAUAACGUCGACGUGCACAAUGAAGACAUUGACAGACUCGACGGGUCCUUUAUUAUCUUGAAAGAUGGUGAACGUGUGAAAGCCGACGCCAUCAUCUGCGGCACUGGCUUCAAAGAGUGUGGCUUGUUCUUCACACAAGAGCAGCGAGUCGAGCUCGGUCUUCCUCAUCCUGAAGGGUGGGAGGACGCAGAAAUGGCCCAGGAAUGGCGGCAACUGAACGCCGAAGCUGAGAAGAUCGUCAGGAAACGAUAUUUCUCACUCCGCUCUCCUCCGUCCGUGCCUGAGAAUUUAGGAGAUAUCUCGCCGUCCGAUACGCCUUUCAGAUUGUACCACUGCAUUGCGCCCAUUGGCUCUGAUCGAAGUAUCGCGUUUGUCGGCUUCGGAACCUACCCAAACAUGAGCCUUGCGAGCGAAAUAUGUGCAAUCUGGGCCACAGCCUAUCUCGAUGGGCAGUUAAAGCUGCCAAGCGAGGAAGACAUGAAAAGGGAUGUUGCAUACGUGACCACCUGCUUGCGGCUGCGGUUCCCCGCUUAUGGUCGAGCGGGCAACUUUUACGCCUUCGAAUACCAUCCUCUGAUGGAUCGACUGCUAGGCGAGCUGGGGUUGACCAGUCACCGAAAGAGUUGGCUGCAGGAUACGUUCAUGGCUUUCCUGCCUCAAGACAUAUCGGGGCUGAGGGACGAAUACUUGAAAAAAUAUGGAGGUGGCAAGGUUGUGGAAGCUGAUUGAUUUUUCAUACCGUCGCGGCAUUGCCACUAUAUUCGGGUGGUACACGAGCAGGGCAUGACUUUGGCAAGGUUAGGCAAAGCCACGGAUAUCCCAGGGACAGGCUUGCAGAAUUUCUGGUUGAACGGUCAACUUCU